AUGGGUGGGCCUGGCUCCCAUGUGGGAGAGAGACCAGAUUCUCAUUCUGACAGCAGGAAGAGUCCUUCAGGGGAACCAGACCCAGAGACGUCCAAACCAGCGAGACAACAUCACUGCUCCCACUGUGGAAAGAGUUUUAGCUGGUUAGGGUUCCUAAAACGGCAUGAGAGGACGCACACAGGAGAAAAGCCUUUCCAAUGUUCCCAGUGUGGAAAGAGUUUUACUGUGUUAGUUAACCUGAAAAGGCAUGAGAAACUACACUCUGGAGAAAAGCCAUUCCAAUGUUCCCAGUGUGGAAAAAGUUUUACCCGGUUAGGGCACCUAAAAGAGCAUGAGAGGACACACACAGGAGAAAAGCCUUACCACUGCUUACAAUGUGAAAAGAGCUUUUCAAGAUCAGGGGACCUAAAAGGUCAUGAGAGGACACACACAGGAGAAAAGCCUUACCAAUGUCCUCAGUGUGGGAAGAGUUUCACCCAGUUAGGGAACCUGAAAAUACAUAACAGAAUACACUCUGGAGAGAAGCCUUACCACUGCUCCCAAUGUGGAAAGCGGUUUCCCUGGUUAGGGAGUCUAAAUUCGCAUGAGUGGACACAUAGAGGAGAGUUGCCUUACCACUGCUCCCAAUGUGGAAAGCGUUUUAACCAGUUAGAGCACCUGAAAUCACAUGAAAGAACACAUUCAGGAGAGAAGCCUUUCCACUGCUCUCAUUGUGGAAAGACAUUUUCCCAGUCAGAGGACCUGAAAUCACAUGAGAGAAUAGAGAGGCUGUGUUCUGACUUAUGUUUUUGACUGGAAAUUUGUGUUUUUGUUCAUGCCACAUGAAAUCAUAUUGUUUAUAUGAAAUCCGACUCACAAAUAUAAAGGUACCCAAUGGGUAUGUCUGGGUAGAAUGGAUGGGUGGGAGGUAACCCAAUCGGUAUGUCUGGGUAGAAUGGAUGGGUGGGAGGUAACACAAUUGGUAGGUAGCCUUUUGACCUUUUUAUUAAAACAGGUUUGGCUUCAUUGGUGGAUAGAUGAUUGUAGAUGAAAGGAUGGUUAUCGAAGGGAAACAGAGUCAAACAAGGCAUAUCUACAUUGGCAGUAAAUUAAAUACACUUCAACAAAGUCCCAAAUCUAUUUAUACACACAAUAUGAAUCAACACUUGGUAAGGUUUCUAGCAAUAAGCAGGCUUUGAAUAUUAUUUAGAACUCUUAAAUCAGAGGUAACUACAAACAAUAUAAAUGUACUAUAACAAUACUGAAGAGAUACACUAUGACCAAAAGUAUGUGGACAACUGUUGUCAAACAUCUCAUUCCAAAAUCAUGGGCAUUAAUAUGGAAU
This is a messenger RNA of Coregonus clupeaformis (lake whitefish), 1324 nucleotides long. RefSeq names its product gastrula zinc finger protein XlCGF7.1-like. Lineage: Eukaryota; Metazoa; Chordata; Actinopteri; Salmoniformes; Salmonidae. The transcript is spliced from 2 exons. Gene Ontology annotation, molecular function: RNA polymerase II cis-regulatory region sequence-specific DNA binding; DNA-binding transcription factor activity, RNA polymerase II-specific. Gene Ontology annotation, biological process: regulation of transcription by RNA polymerase II. The coding region runs from base 1 to 792 and encodes 263 amino acids. The record is from RefSeq and is a predicted model, not a curated record.